AUGAAUAUCCGAAUUUUACUCGUUUUGUUCCUUUUAUUUCUCCUAAAAUUUGAUAUUUUAGACAGUACUCAUCAAACAAAGAAAGGCAACAAGUUUUGGGAACCAUGCUUCGAAGAAGAGGAGAAUUUUGCUCAUUGUUCAAGCUCUGAUAAGACGUGUGCGAAAGACGAUCAUUUUAAGCUUGUUCGGUUGCCAGGGAUGCGGGUGAGCAAACGUGUUUUAUAAUUUACAUUCAUUGAGUCAACAAUUACAGAAGAAAAACUUUCGAUUCUUCUUUUGCAUAAAGUAUCUUUUUUGUCGUUAUAUUUUGCUUCCAUACCCCAUAAACAAUCGGCGGUUCAUGGGAACUGACUAAGGCGAUCACGUGGUUAAACAAAUUAAAAUGGCUUGUAGUUUAUGGCACUAGAGGCUGAAUGAAUGAUAAACCAAAAAUUAUGCUUACAAUAAUUAACAAUAGUUAAAGAUAGAAAGUUGUAAAUCGAGUUUCACACACUAGGCGAUCACAGAGACUGAAUAUAGUAUUGCAUGAGUACCUAGUAUAGGCAGAGUUUAGCUGUAAAUGUAAAAUCCAAAUUCAGGACCCACUAGAGAGACUCUGUGUAGAAUAUGUUUUCAUGACGGCACUUCGUGACCAGUUCAGUUCAGAUAAAAUCGAUGAAGUUUGAAACAGUGCGAAUUCACUUUUUAAGUGACGUUUUCGGUUUGUUCUCAUCCCGAAAUUUUUCUACCAUGGCAACGUGACGUAACGACUUCUCUCUCUAUAUAAUUAUAUUACAGACGGGUCACGUGAGUUGGUUGGAACUAGAAAAGGGAAGAAAGUACAAAUUAAUCACAAGAGCAAUGAGGCCUUUGUUAUUUGGUAAGUUGCUUUCAUCUCAUUGCCAUUUAAUUGAAACUGAAGCAGGAGAACGAUAUAUAUACGAAUUUUAUAGCCUAAUUUUGCAUAGUAGCAAACUUAAAUCAGGGUCUGCAAAAAUGUUCCUCUUCGCCGCUCAUUGUCAGUCCUCUUUAAAAAAACAAUAAAGCACUCAGGAAUUGAGAAUAUCUUUUCAUAAAAUUCAACGCUAUCUUAUAAUCGCCAGUGUCGACAAAAUAUUCAACUUUUUGUUGCAGAGAUUCCAUCUUUUUUGUCUGACGAAGAGUGCGACCAUAUUAUAUCACUUGCAAAGAAAAUAGGCCUCUAUCCCAGUGUUAUAUCACGUGAUCAGUUCCGCAAAGAGGAGUUAGAAAAGGCUAUGCAAGAAGCUGGUAUGUACUCCUAGGUAAAUUGAGUAUUAUAUGAUGUGAAUAAAUUAAAUGUGGUGCUGUCUUGGUGAUGGAAUGAGACACAAUAAUUAAACACUAACCAGUAGAAAAAAUUGAAAAGCUUCAAGUUUCAAGCGCUACGGGGGCAUCCAACGACCUUUUUUGGUAAAAUAACUGUUCGAGGAUGCAAAUAUUGGCUAAAGAUUUCUAGUAACCAUUCACCAUUCUAUUCCUCUGUGAUAUUCGGGGUAUUUCUACUAAUUUACUUAAGAUUUUCAAAGGCUAGGUUACGUUCUUCACAUUUCAUUACCAAGAUACUGCGAUUAUUGUUAGAAAUAGGUAACCUAAAAAUUUCGGUAUAAAGUGAAAGACAAAACGCUUCCUGAAAUUUUCUUUUGAAAAUAUUGCUAUUCCCUGACCUCGAACUUUCGACCGUACCCAACAGGGUAGUCAAAGGUCUCUGAUGAAAAGAAAAAGCCAACUGAAGCUUUCGAGACGGCCAAAGUUUCCUGUAAGAUAUCCGAAGAGAAAAUUUUUUUAGAGCAGCUUCAAAUUAACCAAACAGCUGGCCUAAAGCAUAGAAAAAACCAUUCAGAGACUUCUGACAUAUUUGGAAACAUUUAGUCGUUGGGUGCCCCUCGCGCUUACAGCUUCGUCAGAGGGAUUCGCUGUGACUUAGAAUGCUUAGUGUUUUUCUUUUUUCGAACGAAGGACUUUUUAAAAAAUGACGUUUAAGUUUCAGCAAUAAAACAAUCAACGUUCAAGAAUGGUUUUCAGCUGAGUGUAGGAUAUGAGCUAAAACCAAGCUAAUUAUUCUAGCCAAUCCCGAUACUAGUAGAUAAUAGAACGAAUUCAAAAUGAUCAGAAAAAGCAGCAAAAACAUGAACAUGUACCUGAUUGGAAGAGGUUUUUGUUAUCGACCAAUGGCAUUUUUUUGUGUUUUUACUGUCCUUCAUUAAGCGAGCAAAAAACUGAUUGUAAAAAAAUUUCUUUCAGCUCGCUUUUAUCAGUAUGAAAGCCAACGGUCAGGUUAGGGUUAGGGUUAAACCAAAAACUCAACUAGUAUUACUGCAACUUUUGUUUGCUUUAAGACAGCAACGCAACCCUUGACGCCAAAGACAGUGUUGCUCAAGAUUUCAACACAUGGGAUAUUGAUAAAGAUGGUUUUAUUGAUAAUCUAGAGGUAAACAGCUCAUUUAAUGGUUUUGUUCUUUCAGCAAAUCCAAAAGUCAAAUGGAUUUGCUUUUGCCAGAACUUUGAUCCGCAGAAUGUUAGUUUUCAUAAAACCAAAAGUAACUGGAGUUGUGAGCUAGAUAUCUAAAUUGAAAAUUGGUUAUGGCUAUGUAAUAUUCUCAUAAACGAGCACAUCCUUUAGAUGAAGAAAGUAUGCCCGUGAAGGCUUUUUUUUUUCAGGGCCCGGCCAUUCCGCAGUGUUUAAUUGGAUUAUUAAUAUUGAUUAAUUACAGUCGACUAUCUCUUAACAGAUACCUGUUAAGAUGGCCUAUGUAAAACAGACACCAAGAGUCGCGGUCCCUGUCUUUAUUUGCUCCCUUUAUUUGACUCUCUAAAACGGACACUUGGUGUCGGUACCAAAGGUCUCGAUCUUAGAAGGAGUUGACUGUAUUCUAUUUCCAAAACUAUAUCCGUAUAGCCCCGCUUGUGGCAGUACACCGCCCCACCCCCCCACCUCUGGUCUCCACCCGGGCAUACACACCAAUUUUCAGCAACACCAUCCGGUAAACAUAUCUGUCAGAUCCUCUAAUCAUUUUCACUGAAUAAUGAACUUACUUAAGUACACUUUUCGCUGUUUACAUGCACACUUGUUUUAUUUAUGUACACUUUCUUUACAAUCGAUAUCUCCGUUACAGAUUAAAAUAUUUGCCGAAAGGUAUAAAGCAUUGCGCUUAACAGACGAAGAAGUGAACGAAAUGUAAGCAUUGACCCAAAUUAAUCUUGACUAAAUCUGUUGUUUAAAAAUAAUGGUAAUUAAGUCUGUUUGAAAUAACGUCCUCUCUUUGAAAGGAUAAGGCGUACCGCAAUGGCUGAUUACCUAACAGAAGGUAGGAUAAACUUGUCUGUAUUUUUUUGUAGUCAAAGUAAUUCAUAAUUUAGUAACCUUUAAAUGCAAACGUAAACAACUAAAUUUGGAUUUAUUCAAUAAACGUAAUUUUUUUAUAAUUUUAUAAUUAAUAAAAAUCUGAGGAUAUGAAUUAAAGUAUUCAAACACAGUCGAUGCAACGGUUACUUUAAAAUCUCUAGCUUAGAAUACGAAACCUUAAGUUCAUUAUACACUGUAAGGCUGCGUUGACAAACUUGGUGUUUCACCGCUUUGUGUGUCAGUUUAACGUGAUAAACAAUUUUCAAAUGUCGUUGUCUUUAGGAAAGGUAUCGUCUACGCUUUUUCGUCAAUGGAACUUGAAGAAAGCUCUUUCGUAUAUGGCUUACUUGAAAAAAUCAAGCGCUCAGCAUAGUUUUCGCUUUAGUGAUCAGGCCUGGUUAAGGCAAGACAGAACAGCUGAUCACGUGUUAAGGCGGCUUCAUGAAAGGUAGGUGCAGUUCAACUUAUUGAGGUCGAGAGGAUAGAAUUGGUGGACAAAUUUUGUCGAGAGCAGCGAAGUUACGAGAUGUGCAGUUUUAUUAUUAUAGAAUUGCGAUUGAUCAAGCCUUAAAUUCACGAGCCUCCUUAUAAUUUGUGCAAAAAAUAACUUCAAUUACUCUUUCAACGCUGAUAAUAUUAGCCCUUAAGAUCCGACGACGGCAACGAGAACGAGAACGUCAAAAAAGCACUAACAACAAUUUGCACUUGCAUCACGCACGACUACGACAUGAAAUUGCCUAUUUUCUCGAUUUAGGGAAAUUUCUUCUCUCUUUCUGAACUUAGAUAUGGUUCUUAGGGAUUCAGCUUUAGGAGGGUUAACCUACAUUUGACAAAGUUAGUGACUUGGAGUAACUGCUAUGAAGAUUGAAAGAACGCGAAUUCACUUUUUCGGCGACGUUUUUGCUGCCGUCGCUGUUCCUGGAUCUUAAGGUCCCUAAUUUAUCCGGGGUGUUCUGAAACCUUCAAAUUUUGUUUUCCAACCCAGUUCGAAACAUUGCCAUAAAAAUGCGUUUUUAUUUAUCUAACUGGACUCCUUUUCUAUAAAUCUAAGUUUUAAGCAAAAUCAUCUUGUUUCAUUCAAAUUCAUGACAUGAAUGUACAUGGCGGUAAAAGUGUGCUCGGCAUAUAUUUUAUCCUGCUCUUUGAUAUGGGUGUCAUAUAAUAAGGCCUAAAAGAUGGCUCAUUAAUUUCAGAAUUAUCAAGCUGACAAAACUCCCAAGAAAAAUAAUUCAAGGAAGCGAAGACAUGCAGGUAAAAAUCAUAGUUAAAAUAUUAGCGGAGCCCAGUAGCUAAGAAAAUUUGGUUAUCUAUUCAUUCGAGAAAUUUUGGCAGUCACGUGACAUACCGCAGGGAAACCAAACCACACGUUCUAGCUAGUAGUGUGGAAGCCUGCAAUGUGAUAUUGCACAUCCAUGUUGUGGUCAAUUGACAGCUGUCAAAACAGGGUAUCCGCUGACCAGUAUCACAUGACCAUAUCGCGAGCUCGAGUGUCGAUCCAAAGAGGUUACGUGCUUUUUUGAAGUCCUCUGCUGAUAAGUUACUAGUUUUCACCUGAUCGCAGGCUCAACUCCUUGAGGAUUUCUUUGCAAUGGUUCAUAUUUGUUUUUUGGAAGUAAAUUAUAAAUUCGCCGUUAGUCCCCUCGCCCUUAGCCUUUGGUCCUCUUCAUUAGAAUGCGUUUUAUGUGAUUAACACUGAUUAUUGUGGUUAUUUCACUAAAAGAGAGUAUGUACCUUAUUCAGGUCGUUCGCUAUCAAGCAUUUGGACAUUAUCAUGCCCACUUUGAUUCCGGCCUGGAACUUAACACCCCGUGUUGUCAUCAAAACCCUUCGUUAAGGCCUCCACAAUGCCGCAUUUGUAGGUAAGUUCAACCUACAUGCAGUUAAGCAAAGUACAUGAACUCCGUUUCCAGAGAAAUUCACUUCUAAGCACAACACAACUGAAUUUGCCCGUGCAAUGCAAUUUAGCAUUUUGGCUUAAUGCGCUGGUAAGCCCUAACCGUUUAUGCGACAGGGCACUCCGCCAGGUCAGUCAUAUACAAUAUAGUGCGUUCCAGAAACAGAAUCAUGCUUCUCCUUAAAUGGAAAAGAGGUUGCAGAUAGAUAGAUAGAUAGAAUGAAGAUAAAAAUCUAGAACACGCCUUGGAUUCAGGAUUCCAGGCACUGGAUUCCAGUCUUUGUCAGUGGAACCUGGACUCAAAGAUUCAAUUUCUGUCGUGGACUCAGAUUUUUUCUUUGUCCCAUGCUCGUAACUUGUUGAUCACAUCAUUUCUCAACAUGAUAUUGUUGCAGAAACCAAACAACCAUCCGGCAGCAGAAGAAUAAAUGCACUAAAUGGUUGAUGCUCUAUUUGGCGUACGGAACAUGUAGCCAUAAAAUUAUCAAAGACAGUUUCCUCAACUUUGUUAUUCAAUAAACAGUUAGGAAAUCGUAUUUUUGUCUCGAAUAUUCUGUGAGGUACACGUUAUCACCAAGAAGGAAAAGAGCAGAUGAUACUCAAGAUCCGAAGCCUGUGUUUUGUACACAGUGUUUUCUAACUCUCAAAAACUAUUGCUAUUAAAACCGCGCUGGUUACCACUCUUACGUCAACAUUUACUUAUUUGAGUGGGAAAGUCAAACCUCUAAGAGAUGAACCACUACAGGCAGCUUGAGAUGUUUCAAAGAUAUAUACAGAUGCAUUCUAAUGAGGCUGAUAAAUCUGUAUUUGCAGGUUCAUUACGAUUCUCUAUUACCUCAAUGACGUCGAGCAGGGAGGAGAAACAGCAUUUCCAGUAGCUGACAAUUUCACAGUGAAAUGGAAGGUAGGAGAUUCUUAUAUUGCCCGGCAAUCCCUUGUAAAUGUCCAAGGUGAAGAAAAGUGUUAGUGGCUUGCUGUCCACUAGAAUAUUUGUAAUAUUGGAACACACGGAACCAAAAUUUCUGCUCAGCCCGUAGGUUUGACUUGUUAAUGUUUAACUAAUCAGUGUGCAAAUUAUACUCACGUAACAAAUUACGGUGUAAAUUUUGUCAGCACUCGUGUUUACUAGAGUUUAACAGAUAUUCGCAGUAAAUGUCACUCAUAGGUCCGUGGGCGUAAAGAAGAAGUGUUCUAACUGCAAUUGCAAUGAGCAAUAAAGAAAUAAAAUUCACGAUUUCAUGUCAUGCGGCUACAGUAUCUGAAUUUGUUGGCUUUUUAUUUCCUCCUAGGACCUUGAAAAUGCAGAAGCGGUUGAAUAUAAUCUGAGUAUAAACUGUCAUGCAGCCAACUUGGUUAUUCCUCCCAAGAAAGGCACCGCUAUCAUGUGGUACAACAACUUCAUCGACGCGGACAGCGGUCUUCUUGGAAAACUUGACCGAAAUUCGUUGCAUGGUGGAUGUGAUGUAAUUAAGGGGGAGAAGUGGAUAGCUAACAACUGGCUGACAGCGCCUACUGAAAACUCCAAAUACCUUAAAAGUUCUUAUGAUGUUGGAUUCAGCGACUAA
Messenger RNA from Porites lobata, 6802 nucleotides. The record is from the annotation of a GenBank genome assembly. NCBI's taxonomy places the organism in Eukaryota, Metazoa, Cnidaria, Anthozoa, Scleractinia, Poritidae.